This is a messenger RNA of Penaeus chinensis, 4795 nucleotides long. RefSeq names its product PRKCA-binding protein-like. Gene Ontology annotation, molecular function: phospholipid binding; protein kinase C binding; protein domain specific binding. The coding region runs from base 2058 to 3332 and encodes 424 amino acids. Lineage: Eukaryota; Metazoa; Arthropoda; Malacostraca; Decapoda; Penaeidae. Gene Ontology annotation, cellular component: synaptic vesicle; postsynaptic density; postsynaptic early endosome. The transcript is spliced from 8 exons. Gene Ontology annotation, biological process: dendritic spine maintenance; intracellular protein transport; receptor clustering. The record is from RefSeq and is a predicted model, not a curated record.
UUAGAUAACCAAUUGGACUGAUUUUUCAUAGAGCUAAUUGGAUAAUGCUUUUCUCUAUUGUUAUUAUUGUAUGUCAUAGAAUAAUUUGUAAAGUUAUUUUUAUAAAGAUGUUUGUUGGCAAACAAUGGGGAAAAUUCAAAUUAAUAGAUUAAAUGCUGCAUUUAGGUUUUGAUAGUGUCUUGUCUCUGAGAAUGCAUGUUGCAUAAUAGAGUAUAUAUAUUGGGUAGUGUUGUAUGGUUGACACUUAUAACAUCCACAGUUGUUCAUAUUGUAAAGUUUGACUUCUAAUAUGUAGUGGAUGCUCCUUUUGCACAGUAUGAUGUGUAUAUACAUUUUCACAAAUUACAAUGUUUUUUUUACUAGUGAGGAUGAUCAGCACUUUAUUUGGGAACACUUGAAGUGUGAUUGAAAUAUGGAACACAUUCUAAUAAUAAACUGAUAAUAAGAAAUUUCAAAUCACACCAUACGUGAGGUAGCUGGUAGUUGGUCAGGCCAAGCUGGGGUGCCUUACACUGGGAGUGACCAAACCAGGUAGCUAGAGUUUGGCUAGUGUACCCAGAUAAAUCAUUGGGUAUCAGUUACUAGGAUAAAGGCUGAUUAUAAAGAAACAUCAAAUUCAAAAGCUGUUUUAAAAACAUGCAACAUAACAAAAUGUUGAUUUCAUCACUUAGUCAUUAUUCAGACUCAUUCAGACUAAAUUACUAUUCUAUCAUAUGUGUUGAAGAAAGCAUUAACAAAGAAAUGUUUCCUCCAUGUUCUCCUGUAGGGAGAUUAUGGUUGAAGUAGACUAUCUCCCUUCAGUAAAGGCAUGACCUCAUCACAGUGAAGCAUUAUUUUAACUGAUUCUAAAUGACUUUGUUUUAUUGAAAGAGUGAUUAUAGUUUGUUACAUGGAUUUUUAAUCAUCACUGUGUCCAAGGUGCUUCAGUUAGGUAGGGUAUUGCCCUGUUGCAGGCAUGUAUGUGUAAGCUAGGGUCAACCAUAUCCAAUUGACCUUACUUGGCAGUAACAUAUCAAGGAAGGAAAAGGAGCUGAUCCCAAAUACUGAAAUGUGAAUUAAAGUCAUCCAGCUACCUGGUUGACCUUACCUGCUGGUAGCAUAUCCAAAAAAUGAUGGAUAUCUGGGAUCAUUCAAAGCCUUGCUCCAUAGCAUACUUAGAUUAUCCCAAACAGGAUAGGUCAAGCAGGGGUACCUGAUGCUAGGAAAGAAUAAAAUAGGCUAGCCAGAACUGGGAUUGGCUAAAAUAAGGUAUUGCAUACUGGGAUUAGCACACUGGGUAGCUAAUGUGUUGAUUGAUCUGAAACUUCGAGAAAAAAAAUCACAGGAUUUACAUAUUAUAAUCAUCCAAAAAGGUUACAUGAAUUAGAGUAUUGUUUAGUGUGUGUUUGUAUUUAGAAUUUGUGUAAUUACUAAGCAUAGAGACUUUUUUCUUUAGAGAACUGAGUUGAUUAGUUUGUAUAGUACAAAGACAUUUUAUAUACUUUUUUUUGAGAUUAGUUAGCUGGUAGUUAGCUCUGUAUUUAGAUCUUAUGGACUUGUCUAUUGCUUGUGUGAGCAAGUUUCUGGCUAUAUCGAAGAAUUUCUAGGAAAUGAAUAUGAACCAACUUGAAAUUUGAUUUUAAAAUUGAAUUCCAUUAAUAGUUCUUUCAUAAUCCUUUCUUUCAGUUUUCAUUGAAAUAUAAAUCUUGAUGUUAUAGGCAGAUAUGAAAAAUUUAUUUAGAUUUUAUAUCUGACUCUCUUUUAGAGAGACAGGUUAAAGCACCAAAUAUUUUAACCGUUUCCUGUUGUGUGUAUUUAAUUAUUUGAGUUUCUGUUAAAUCUGAUUUAGAUUUUUUAUAUCUGCCAAACAAAUAGCAAUAGUAUAUGCCUUGGUUAGUGGUUGACAAUGCGUGUGUUGUCUCAUUCUGUCUGCUUGCUCUUCUCUCUUCCUUUGCUUCCCAAGACCCAAAGAGGAAAAAGAGGAUGGGAAAGGAUCUAAGGAUGAUGAUGAUGAUGAGAUUAAGGAGGAAGAAGAGGAGGAAUGUAAUGAAAAAGAGAGAUUUUUGUUUGGAUUUCGUAUGGAAAACAAGAUGGGUAUGACAGUCACCUCAGGCAGUGUCAACCUUGAGAAAGAUGACAGUAACCUCAUCGGCAUUAGUAUUGGGGGCGGAGCUAAAUACUGUCCGUGUCUCUAUGUUGUCCAGGUCUUUGACAACACCGCAGCAUCUCGGGAUGGCACCCUUCAGAGUGGAGAUGAGAUCACCGGGGUGAAUGGAGUCAAUGUGAAGGCGAAGUCUAAGCAAGAAGUGGCACAGCUCAUACAGCGGUCAGAGGGUACUGUUACUAUUCAGUACAACAAAUUACAUGCCGACCCAAAACAAGGAAAAACGUUGGACAUUGCCAUGAAAAAAGUAAAACACAGACUGGUAGAGAACAUGUCUUCAUCAACUGCAGACGCCCUUGGCUUGUCCCGGGCUAUAUUAUGCAACGAUUCUCUUGUGAAGAAGCUGGAUGACCUUCAGAGAACAGAAGACAUGUAUGGGUCAUUAAUGGAUCACACCAAGAGAUUACUGAAGGCAUUCUUUGACCUCUGCAUUGUUUAUAAAAGAUUUGGUGACAUCUUCUGUGAAAUUGGUGUACGUGAACUCCAGCAGUCAGCAAAUGAGGCUUUCAAUCAGUUUGGUGAAGCACACCGUCAAAUGGAAAAGUUUGGGAUCCAGAUGCUGAAGAGACUAAAACCAAUCUUGAGUGACCUGGGUACAUAUCUGCACAAGGCCAUUCCCGACACAAGGUUGACAAUCAGACGAUAUGCCGACACGAAAUUUGAAUACCUCAGUUAUUGCCUUAAGGUGAAGGAAAUGGAUGAUGAAGAGAUGCAGUUUGCUCAGUUGCAAGAGCCUUUGUAUAGAGUGGAAACUGGAAAUUAUGAGUAUCGACUGAUUCUACGUUGCCGCCAAGAUGCCAGGGCCAAAUUUGCCAAACUGAGAUCUGAUGUUCUUGUCAAAUUAGAAUUGCUGGAUUCAAAACACGUCCAACACCUUACUGAACAACUUACUAGACUCAUAUCUGGUCUUGCUACAUACCACAGCCAGUGUCAGGAGCUUAUGCAUGACAAACAUUGGUUCCCCAUUGAACUGGACAUGAUUGGAACAACUCUCCAGUCAGAUAAUCGCUGUGACAGCAUACAGAGUGAAGAGGAUGAUGAAGAAUUGCUGGAUACUGAAGGUGCAACAGAAGCAACAGAGGCAGAGCUUGUCCAGCCACUGGCAGACCUCACCCUGAAUGACAAUAAGCCACAGCAGGAGGUAAAGACAGGAAACUUUGAAGACAUUAACCUCUUGGGAGACUUUUAAGAGAAGGACAGUCAAUUUUUUUUUAUACUUUGUAAUGCUAUUCAUAUUCAAAGGAUCACAGCAUUGUAUGGUUUAAGUUCUUUUAGUUUCCUCUUAUUUCGCAUUGUGCAAUGAUAAGUUUUUUUUUAUUUUGUUUUGGUUUAAAGGAAGUUUUCCUGUGUAUUUUUACAAUUUCUUAAGAAUGAAAAGUGUUCAACUUGAUAUGGUAGAAUUAUUUUUAAAAAAUCUCAAGAUUAUUAUAGAUUUGUUUGCCUAUUUACAGUAUUAUGGACUACAAAUAACCCAUUCCAUCCUUUUACACAAAUCAGUGUGUAGUGUGGAGAAUCUAUCCCUUAAUGCACAUUGCAAAAUGGUAAUAAUAGAAAAUAAAUAUUUUAUGCCUCUACUCUAUAUUUGUAUAUUCUAGUCAGCUUUACAUAAAAGAACAAAUAAAAUGGAUGACAAAAGGUCACGGUUCAGUAAGCAAGCAGCAAUUAUUAUUGAAGUUUAGUGAACAAACAUCAAGUAUAAUGUUAGGGAAAAGCUAUGGAAUGAUGUAUACAGUGUGAGAUAGUUUUGUCCUUUUUUCUUUUCUUUUUGUCAAAUUUAAAGUGCUUGUGCUAUUUUGAAGUGUGUUACUGCUUUCCAGUGUGUUCAUAGAUAUGUACUCUAAUGUUAAACUUUUUUGAAAAAUCUUUGCAUGAUUUUGUCCCAAGAAUGAGUAAAGUUGAUGUUAAACGUCAAUGAAAGUCAAUGAAAAGCAUGUUAUUAGUUUUUUUUUAUUAAUUUGUGUACAUGUAGACAUUAAAGAAAAGAUAGAUUUCUCUUUUGAACGUGGACUGUAAAAGAUAGUGAACAUCUUAUGAAAGGCAAAGUGGAAGGAAUGUAAACACUGUUUUGUCUUCCAGUCAUCAGUCACAGUAAGUCUUGUGUACAGGUAAUUUAUUAAUGGUGUUAAAAUAUUAUAUACAGUCUAAUGUACAGCUAGUAAUAAAGAAACCUAUUUGAGAAGAUAUAUUAAAAGCUGCUGCAAGUACUGUUGAAAAAAUAACAAUGUUUGCUAGAUAUUUGAUUAUAUUUCACUAUAUUAUUCUAGCCAUUAAUAUGACUGCAAAUUAUGAAGUUCUUUAAAUAGUCACUCGAAAAUAAAGUACAAUAUUGCUAUUUGGUAAUAAGUUUUUGAAGUCAUCAGUGCCCAGUACAAUAAUAUUUCAUUAUAAUUAACUUCAUUUUCAAAAUUUCUAAGUUUACAUAUAUUUCAGAUCUAUAUAUUGACAUUUCUUUACAUGGUUGACUGAAGCAAAGGUGCUAUAUAUCUUUUGCCUGUGUUUUUCAUUUUCAUUUCACAAAUGUAAGGGUUUUUGGUUUUAGGUUUAUUGUCUGGGCUUAUGAUACAUUUAAUUUAUUGAACCCCUUUUUUUGUGUUUUUCCACAUUGUGAUUAUCUGUGUAUACCAAAGGUGAAGAUUACAUAUAUUAUAAAAA